This is a messenger RNA of Nilaparvata lugens (brown planthopper), 3135 nucleotides long. It is a transcript of the gene TER94, whose product is annotated as transitional endoplasmic reticulum ATPase TER94. Lineage: Eukaryota; Metazoa; Arthropoda; Insecta; Hemiptera; Delphacidae. The transcript has 12 exons. Bases 183 to 2591 code for a protein of 802 amino acids. Gene Ontology annotation, biological process: autophagosome maturation; retrograde protein transport, ER to cytosol; mitotic spindle disassembly. The record is from RefSeq and is a predicted model, not a curated record. Gene Ontology annotation, cellular component: nucleus; cytosol; VCP-NPL4-UFD1 AAA ATPase complex. Gene Ontology annotation, molecular function: polyubiquitin modification-dependent protein binding; ATP binding; ATP hydrolysis activity.
UGUUCUUGUAUAGUUCAUUACCAGCUCAUCACUAGUUUGGCAACACCGUACACAAAAGUAGUCUGGGAAAGAAGUGCUACGCUGGUGUUGCUGUGAAGAAUCCGGUCUAGAAUUUAGAAGCAAUUAGAAAUUUUAUUAUUAAUUAUUAGUAAAAAAGUUCUAGAAAUCGUAUUACUUCAAUCAUGGCAGAUGUUAAGAACCCUGAUCAUCUUGCAACAGCAAUUUUGAAAAAGAAGGAUCGUCCAAACAGACUUAUAGUCGAAGAAGCCGUGAAUGAUGAUAAUUCAGUCGUUGCAUUGUCACAGGGAAAGAUGGACGAGCUGCAGCUGUUCCGUGGUGACACAGUGCUGCUAAAGGGCAAGCGCAGGAAGGAGACAGUGUGCAUUGUGCUGUCUGACGAGACAUGUCCGUUCGAAAAGAUCCGCAUGAAUCGAGUGGUCAGGAAGAAUCUGCGAGUGCGCUUGUCCGACAUUGUCUCGAUCCAGCCUUGCCCAGACGUCAAGUAUGGAAAGCGUAUCCAUGUGCUGCCCAUUGAUGAUACCGUUGAGGGUCUUACAGGAAAUCUGUUCGAAGUGUAUUUGAAGCCAUACUUCCUGGAAGCAUACAGGCCAAUUCACAAGGAUGAUGCAUUCAUUGUUCGCGGAGGUAUGAGAGCGGUCGAAUUCAAGGUGGUUGAAACAGAUCCAUCGCCCUACUGCAUUGUCGCGCCAGACACCGUCAUCCAUUGUGAGGGAGACCCCAUCAAACGUGAGGAUGAAGAAGACGCAGCAAACGCAGUCGGCUACGACGACAUUGGAGGCUGCAGAAAGCAGCUGGCGCAGAUCAAAGAGAUGGUGGAGUUGCCGCUGAGACAUCCCAGUCUGUUCAAGGCGAUCGGCGUGAAGCCGCCACGAGGCAUCCUGCUGUACGGACCACCGGGAACCGGAAAGACGUUGAUAGCGCGCGCCGUCGCCAACGAAACGGGCGCCUUCUUCUUCCUCAUCAACGGACCCGAGAUUAUGAGCAAAUUGGCCGGCGAGUCGGAGAGUAACCUGCGCAAAGCUUUCGAGGAAGCGGACAAAAACGCACCGGCCAUCAUCUUCAUCGAUGAGCUGGACGCAAUCGCGCCAAAACGCGAGAAGACGCACGGCGAGGUGGAGCGACGCAUCGUGUCGCAGCUGCUGACGCUGAUGGACGGUCUCAAGCAGAGCUCGCACGUGAUUGUCAUGGCCGCCACCAAUCGGCCCAACUCGAUCGAUGCCGCGCUUAGGCGCUUUGGCCGCUUUGAUCGCGAAAUCGACAUUGGCAUUCCCGAUGCCACCGGUCGUCUCGAGGUGCUGCGCAUCCACACCAAGAACAUGAAGUUGGCUGAUGACGUCGAUUUGGAACAGAUUGCAGCUGAAACUCACGGUCACGUAGGAGCCGAUCUUGCGUCGUUGUGCUCAGAGGCAGCUCUGCAGCAGAUCAGAGAAAAGAUGGAUCUGAUCGACUUGGAGGAUGAUCAGAUCGAUGCUGAGGUUCUCAGCUCACUUGCUGUUACUAUGGAAAACUUUAGGUAUGCAAUGGGCAAGAGCAGUCCGAGCGCUCUUCGUGAAACAGUGGUUGAAGUGCCAAAUAUCACUUGGGAAGACAUCGGUGGACUGGAGAAUGUGAAACGUGAGUUGCAAGAAUUGGUGCAGUACCCAGUGGAGCACCCAGACAAGUUCCUGAAGUUCGGCAUGCAGCCGUCACGCGGCGUGCUGUUCUACGGGCCACCUGGUUGCGGUAAGACCCUGCUAGCCAAGGCCAUUGCCAACGAGUGCCAGGCCAACUUCAUCUCGGUCAAGGGUCCCGAGCUGCUCACCAUGUGGUUCGGCGAGUCCGAGGCCAAUGUGCGCGAUAUCUUCGACAAGGCUAGAGCGGCAGCUCCUUGUGUGCUGUUCUUUGACGAACUGGACUCGAUAGCGAAGUCUCGCGGUGGAAGCGUGGGUGACGCGGGUGGAGCCGCCGACAGGGUCAUCAAUCAGAUCCUCACUGAAAUGGACGGCAUGGGCGCCAAGAAGAAUGUAUUCAUCAUUGGAGCUACUAACAGACCCGAUAUUAUUGACCCUGCUAUUCUGCGUCCCGGUCGUUUGGAUCAACUUAUCUACAUUCCUCUUCCUGAUGAGAAAUCCAGAGAAGCCAUUUUCAAAGCAAAUCUACGCAAAUCUCCUGUUGCUAAGGAUGUGGAUUUGACGUACAUCGCGAAGGUGACUCACGGCUACUCGGGCGCCGACCUGACAGAGGUGUGCCAGCGCGCUUGCAAGUUGGCCAUCCGUCAGUGCAUCGAGGCCGAGAUCCGGCGCGAGAGAGAGCGCCAGGCCAACCCCACUGACAUGGAAAUGGAUGAGGAUGAUCCAGUGCCAGAAAUUACUAGAUCUCACUUUGAGGAAGCGAUGAGAUUCGCUCGGCGAUCAGUCACUGACAACGACAUCCGCAAAUACGAAAUGUUCGCGCAGACUUUGCAGCAGUCUAGGGGAUUUGGUAAUAACUUCAGAUUCCCGACAGCAGCAGGAAACCAGGCGUCGCAGAGCAAUACAGGCGGCGAGCAGGGCACAUUUCAGGACGAGGGAGACGACGACCUCUACAGCUAAGCUCCGCCCCCCCCCCUCCACUCUCACACACACUCACACAGUCACGCGUGCUCCACACAAGCAGCACCCUGUGAUAACGAGAAUGUCUUGUUCUCCAUUUGCAAGUGACUGUUGUUGCAAGUAUUUAUUCAAGUUUGGGAACUAUAAACUCUGUUCGUUACUGGUGCUUUCCGCCAGACCAAUCCAUCUACAUGCUUUGUGAAAUGUGUGUAUAGGAAAACUCGACCUCAUUCUGUUUAUCAAAUUGUUUAACGUAGAUUUAGAUUUUUUAUAUAAGUCAAAAUGAAAUUAUUAUUACUUUUCUCCAGUACUUUGAAAAACAUGUUUGAUAAUUAUUAUUAAUGCUUAAUAUUGAAACUAUUCGAAAAUAAAUUGGGGUUUCUUUUCAGUUUCCAAAUUUGAAAUGAAAGCGUUUGGAGCAUAGUAGCCUAAUUAUGUUAUUUGUAAAAAAUACUACAAAUUAUUGUUAAUUUCAGUAUCUCUAAUAGUGCUAGAAUAUGUAACGCACUUUUCUCAUGAAAAUAAAUUUUCAUAUAAAAUAGAA